Molecule: messenger RNA, 1346 nt
Organism: Lepidothrix coronata (blue-crowned manakin)
Lineage: Eukaryota; Metazoa; Chordata; Aves; Passeriformes; Pipridae
Gene: TAF12
Product: TATA-box binding protein associated factor 12
Exons: 6
Coding region: 429-914 (161 amino acids)
Biological process (GO): RNA polymerase II preinitiation complex assembly; DNA-templated transcription initiation
Cellular component (GO): transcription factor TFIID complex; SAGA complex; SLIK (SAGA-like) complex
Molecular function (GO): protein heterodimerization activity; TBP-class protein binding; DNA binding
Source: RefSeq, a predicted model, not a curated record
GGUUUUGCCGUCAAACCAUUCCCUGAACUCUCCUUCCCCGUGAGAGGCCCAUCCCUGGUGCCUGUGGUGGUUGUGGCAGUGGGAGGUGCAGGGUUUGGAUGAGUUUCCUGUCGUGGAGCAAAGUGAGGACAGAGCAAAACUUCACCCAGCCUGGGCUUUAGAGCCUCCCAGCUGUGGAACAGAGGAAGAGCCAGUCAGCCUGUGACCAAGAUCCUGAGACACUUCAGGCACCUGGAGGAUCUGUGUAACCACAGCCCACUUCUGGUUCACCUUCAGGAGCUCCAUAAAUCCCAGCCCUUUUCCUGUGGCUGUUGGUUGCCCAGUGCAGGAGGAACGAUGGGCAGUUGAUUGGCUUGGGUCCCCACAAUCCCAAGAAGAAGCAGGACCUGGACAAGCUUUAUGACCUAAAAUCUAAAGCCCAGCAGAUUAUGAACCAGUUUGGCCCUUCUACCUUGAUCAACCUCUCCAACUUCUCCUCCAUCAAGCCAGAGCCAGCCAGCACCCCCCCCCAGAGCUCCAUGGCCAACAGCACCACCGUGGCCAAGAUGCCUGGAACACCCAGUGGAGGGGGCAGGCUCAGCCCUGAGAGCAACCAGGUUUUAACCAAGAAGAAAUUGCAGGACCUGGUGCGUGAGGUGGAUCCCAACGAGCAGCUGGAUGAAGAUGUGGAGGAGAUGCUGCUGCAGAUCGCUGAUGACUUCAUCGAGAGCGUGGUCACCGCCGCCUGCCAGCUCGCGCGGCACCGCAAGUCCAACACCCUGGAGGUCAAAGACGUCCAGUUGCACCUUGAGCGCCAGUGGAACAUGUGGAUCCCGGGCUUUGGUUCUGAAGAAAUCAGGCCCUACAAAAAAGCCUGCACUACAGAAGCUCACAAACAGAGGAUGGCACUGAUCCGCAAAACCACCAAGAAAUAGCCCCUGGGCAGAGCUGGGAGACGCCGCCAGUGCAGUUUGGGAUAUUUUGCCUCUCCACUGAAGCCUCCACGAUGUCACCCGUGGGAUGUUUUUUUUUUAGUGCUUUACAGAGAAGCAUCUAUUUUUUAUUAACGGUGCAGCAAUAUCUUGACUCUACGAGGAGAUCUGCCAAAAACACUCUCUGCCCCUUUCCUUGUUCCUCCUCAGAGCGCGACGUAUCUCAAGGAGAGACUUUUAUUUGUGACUUGAAAGUGGUUUCUCGUGCAAGUGAUCGAUUACCCAAGGGACAGAGCAUUUGGUCGUGUGUGGGACAGUAUUAGAAGCAUCUGUAGAGGUUUUUGUUUCCUCCUUCCUGCUCCAGUACUUUGUAAUGUCAGUGUUUAUAUAAAUACUUGCGUUUGUUUUACAUGAAUAAAGAAAUUAUUAAUCUAA